Molecule: messenger RNA, 572 nt
Organism: Gossypium raimondii (Peruvian cotton)
Lineage: Eukaryota; Viridiplantae; Streptophyta; Magnoliopsida; Malvales; Malvaceae
Product: NADH dehydrogenase [ubiquinone] 1 beta subcomplex subunit 3-B
Exons: 2
Coding region: 74-295 (73 amino acids)
Biological process (GO): mitochondrial respiratory chain complex I assembly; electron transport chain
Cellular component (GO): mitochondrion
Source: RefSeq, a predicted model, not a curated record
AGAAUGGAGGGUAGCCCAAAAUCUGAAAACGCCGAACAGAGCAGAGCAGAGCAGAGAGAGAACGAGCGAGAGAAUGGGGAAGCCACUUGGAUCAACAGGGGAAUUCUUCAAGAGGAGGGACGAGUGGAGGAAGCAUCCGAUGCUCAGCAAUCAGCUCCGCCACGCCACCCCUGGCCUAGGCAUCGCCCUCGUUGCCUUUGGCAUUUAUCUGGUCGGGGAGCAGGUCUACAACAGGAUUUAUGCUCCUUCCUCCUCUCAUCAUCACCAACAACAAUCUUCUUCUCACUCCCAUUGAGAUCAGAAAAUCAAUAUUGCAGGUAGAUGCUCUAUGGAAAGAACACAGUUUGGACAUGGUCAUGUUUCAGUUUCCCUCUGUAGUUUGCUGUAAUAAGCUUCGUACUGACAUAAAACGGACUUGCUUCAAGUUUGAUUAUUGAAACCUUGUAUGCUUUAUCUGUUUCCUCCUCAUGUUGGUAUGUUUAAUGGACUCAUUAAUGUCAUAUCUUUCGAACUUAAAAAAUCUUAUAGUAAGUGAAUACCAGUCGUACUGCGUAGUUUGCGAUGCUUAAGAA